GUCCCACAACAGCCCGAUACAACAACAUGUUGUGGUGGUACCGGUACCAUAAAACGGAGAGAUUCAAAGACAUGCCGAGCAGAUGCAACCACACUAGAAGAAUCAGAGUCGCUAACAGCUGCAGAAAAUAGACAGCACCAGACAACUUCUCUCCAGCAGCAUCAGCAGCCGGCCAUGGAAGGAGGAUAGUAAGCAGCAGCUGAGAAGCUCGAAAAUGCCUUCGAGAAGCUUCUUUCUCCACCUCGGAUCCUGCAUUUUCCUUUGCUGCUCUUCCGUCUCCGAUCCUUGCUACGAUCCGAGCUUCAUUUCUUUCGAGAAUAAUGCUAGACUCGUGCCUCUCAUUCCUUCCCAACACCUUCGGAUCAUUGAUGCCUCUUGAUCUCGAUCUCGCCUCUGCCGCCGUUGUUUACCGCUCGGAAUCGACGGCCGGGAUUUCGCCAUGAAAUCGGGAUUCCAGAAAAGUUUUGACUCAACACCUGGGCAAAGUUUGGAUGGAAGUUUCAGAAAGUCAAAAUCUGGUUUGUAUUCAUGCCUAGUAUUCGGGCGUUUCUCCUGAUCGCGGGUCCGAGUUUUCAACCUCAAGCAGGUUCAUUCCUACUUCUAGAAGAGUGUUCAAAGGGCUCAAAGAUUUUGUGAAGAAACUUGUGGACAUCCAUUCAUUUUCACAUGAUCUUGAAGAUUGGAUUCUUGAGAAAACAUGUACUGAUUCUACUGACAUGAAGCAAUUAUUCAAAUCUCCUUUCCCGAUCGAUGACCUGCGCAAACUUGAUUAUGCAUUGGAGGGGGUCUUGUUUCAGCAACUUUUCCGGAUGCCAUACUCCCUCUAUGCUUCUGAUGAUUUAAAAGAAGAUGAGUUUGUUGCGCUGGAAGACUUUCUUCAUGCAAUUACUGAUGGGUUAUGGCGUACCUUUUGGCACAAAAGCGGGCCACUCCCCUUUUCAGUAUCUUGUCCUCGACACCCUGGAUCUAGGUUUUAUACCGUGGAAAAUGCAAUAUCAAAGGGAAGGCUUGGAGCACUUUGUGGGGCCGCUUUGGUAGCAAACAGCAGUGCUGAUUUACAAGUUCAGUGGGAUCAAGUGGUGGAGCUUGCUUUAUUCAAAUCGGAUAUUGCACAGGGUAACGAAUUGGGAUUUUCGACAGCGACUGUUUGUGAAGCCCUCUUUUAUGGAUUUCACAUACUUCUCUCGAGGACUUUGAGCAAGUACAACACUGUCAGCGGGGAUUCUGUCUAUCUUCUGGUUAUGGAUUCUAAAUUUGGUGGAGUGGUUAAAUUGGGGGGCGAUCUGAGUAAGCUCGAAGUUAAUUCAGGGGACCCAUACCGCUCCGUUGUAGAAUGGGUCAAACUACAUGCGGAAGUCAAUGUUUCACCCAUCGACCGGAUAUGGAAUAAGCUAGGAAAUCCAAAUUGGGGGGAUUUAGGUACCCUUCAGGUACUUCAAGCAACCUUCUAUUCCAUUGUGCAGUGGAAAGGACCGCCUAGAAAGUCAAUCGCCUCAUUAGCUGCGGACCACAGCCUUCGAAUUCAGAAACGUUGGAUAGAGUGUCGCCUGGUUGCAAAUGGGAAUGGGCCAGCCACUGCUCAUCAUGCUAACCAUAAACAAGGAGAGAUUGUUGAACUUGACUGCAAUGAAGAUCAGAAGUCUGUUAAAAAGCAAACAACACGUUUGAAGCUUAAGCAGGGGGAGGUGAUGAUUUUGGAGGAUUCUCAGGGGCAGAAAGGAUUCCGCAUACAGGAGGCUCUUGUCAAUGGAGAGUGCUUAUCAUACAGUGCGGUUUCUCUAGAAAACCCUGGCGAGCUAUUGACUGUGUACGUAGGAGCUCACCCAUCUAAGCUUGAGCCAUCGUGGGAGGAUAUGAGCCUUUGGUACCAAGUUCAAAGGCAGACCAAGGUAUUGAACAUCAUGAAACAGCAAGGGAUCUCCAGCAAGUAUUUACCAGAAAUCAUCACCUCUGGUCGGAUUUUGCAUUCGGGCCCUUGUAGAAAACAAAGCACAGGUGGUCGAUGCGAUCACCCAUGGUGCGGGACUCCAAGUCUCGUAACAUAUCCAGUUGGGAACCCACUAUCAUCCAUUGUUGCACGAAAUGGCCCGUUUUCCUGUGAGGAAGCGUUGCGCUGCUGCAGGGACUGCUUAUCAGCUCUGAGGAGCGCGGCAUCGGCCAACAUCCAACAUGGUGACAUAUGUCCUGAAAAUAUAGUACGUGUUGAUACUUCUGGUGCUAGCCCCAGAUUUUUGUACAUGCCUGUAUCGUGGGGUCGUGCAGUUCUGGAGGAUAGGGACAGCCCCGCAAUAAAUCUGCAGUUUUCUUCAACCCACGCGCUUCAGCAGGGAAAGCUGUGUCCAGUAUCGGAUGCUGAGAGCCUCAUUUACCUCCUUUAUUUCAUCUGCGGGGGCACAAUGCAGCAGCAGGACUCUAUUGAGUCAGCACUGCAGUGGAGGGAGAAAUGUUGGGCCAGGCGGUCAAUUCAGCAGCAGCUUGGCGAGGUUUCAGCACUUCUUAAGGCAUUUGCUGAUUAUGUGGAUAGUCUCUGUGGGACUCCUUAUCCCGUAGAUUAUGAUAUCUGGUUAAAGAGAUUGAAUAGAGUGGUAGAUGGUUCAGAUAGGGGAAAGCUGAAAGAGGAAGUAGCAGUUAUGAAGUUAGAGGAUGUUGCAGAGUCUUCAGGAACUUCUGGAUGUGGUCCUUCUUUGUCGUGCUGACAUGUGGAUGGGAGUUUGUAGAUGACCAUAUUGGGAGGGUUUUUUUUUUUUUUUGCGCUGUUUGUAACUUUAGUUUAUUGAUUACCCACGAGGGUUUUGUAGAAGGGUGGCUCGAUAAGGAGUUAUAGGGUACCGACUCUCAGCAAAUACAGUUUGAUGAGGCCUUUUCAAUGCAGCACAUUCGUGACCCAUGGUUUGGUGGUCCAAACAGUUGAUCUGAUGGGAAUCACCAUUGAUGGACCAUGCCCCAGAAGUGUUCCACAUCCAUCUGAGUGGUAGCCCACAGCUAAACAGUGAAGAAAGCAUGGAACAGCGGUCAAUCUAUGGUGAUCUACGAAUUAUGGGUCCACAUAUCGAACUGAAAGCCAUGACAAACUGCAUUUGCUGAGGCUUGGCAUCCUAUUACUCUGGCUCUAUUAGACCUGCUUGUUGAGUGGCAUGUUUUGCAAUGAUAUCAAUUUAAUCAGUUGAUCUGUUGGGGAAUUACUAAUCCAGGCAUAUGAAUCUCUAUCAAGUUCCAUGUUUGCCGACUGUAA
Messenger RNA from Magnolia sinica, 3232 nucleotides. RefSeq lists its product as uncharacterized. Lineage: Eukaryota; Viridiplantae; Streptophyta; Magnoliopsida; Magnoliales; Magnoliaceae. The coding region runs from base 717 to 2696 and encodes 659 amino acids. The transcript is spliced from 3 exons. The record is from RefSeq and is a predicted model, not a curated record.